Molecule: messenger RNA, 1496 nt
Organism: Juglans regia (Persian walnut)
Lineage: Eukaryota; Viridiplantae; Streptophyta; Magnoliopsida; Fagales; Juglandaceae
Product: anthranilate N-benzoyltransferase protein 1
Exons: 1
Coding region: 59-1432 (457 amino acids)
Molecular function (GO): acyltransferase activity, transferring groups other than amino-acyl groups
Source: RefSeq, a predicted model, not a curated record
UCCAAACACAAAUUACUAGUACUCCACUCUUUCAUAAAUGGACUAGACUGACUUUCUAAUGGAGGUCGAGGCUUCAGAGCAAUGUGGCAAUUUUGAAGUGAACUUCACUGGAAAAAGCAUUGUCAGAGCUGCAAAUCCCAGCUUGCCAGGGCCUCAUAUCCUCACUCUCUCAAAUCUUGACCUUCUUUCUGGCCGUUUUCCUGUAACAUACUUCUACUUCUACCGCAAACCCCUUGUCAGUAACUUUACUCCUAGUACUAUUGUUGACAUUCUCAAGAGCUCCCUUUCUGAAACUCUCAAUAACUUCUACCCCUUUGCUGGCAGAAUUGUUCAGAAUCCAACUACUUGUGAGCCUGAAAUCAUAUGUGACAAUAAUGGUGCACUAGUUGUAGAAGCAGAAGCAAAUAUCCGUUUGAAAGACAUUGAUUUCUACAACCUUAACCAAACUUUGGAAGGGAAGCUUGUUUCUAUCAACCCCAACUUUCCCCUGCAAAUCCAAGUGACAACUUAUACUUGUGGGGGUAUUUCAAUAACCUUCACUUUCGACCAUGCGCUUGGAGAUGCUAGUGCCUUUGGUAAGUUUCUUGUCUCAUGGUCCGAAGUCGCUCAGAAGAAGCCGAUUUCAUGCAUUCCAGAUCAUAGCAGAAACCUUCGUGCACGUUUCCCUCCUUCAUAUCACCCUUCAUUGGACCAAACCUUUGUCAAAUGCACAAUGGAAGAGAUCACAAACAUACCAACAACCAGAAUCAGGCUCAAGCGUCUGUAUCAUAUCGAUGCAUCGAGCAUUAACACGCUGCAAAAGCUAGCAUGUGUCGACGGCAAUAAGAGAACGAAAAUCGAGGCUUUCUCAGCCUAUGUUUGGAAGGUUAUGGUUAAUGCCAUCGACCAAAGCCAGCAUUCAAAGUGCAAGAUGGGUUGGUUGGUUGAUGGACGUGCUAGAAUGUGCAAAAAUGGAGAUAAGAAUUUCAUGUCAAACUACAUAGGGAAUGUCUUGUCUCUAGCUUUCGCGGAGGCAGAUGUCAUAAAAAUAGAACAAGGUUCUAUCUGUGAAGUUGCCAACAAUGUUCAUGAAGCUAUUUCAAAGGUAACAAAUCAGAAUCAUUUUCUGGAUUUGAUAGACUGGAUAGAGUGCAACAGGCCUGGGUUAAUGCUGUCAAGAGUGGUUUUAGGGCGAGGAGGACCAGCCCUUGUUUUGUCAUCGGGAAGAAGAUUCCCGGUUGCAGAAGUUGAUUUUGGAUUUGGAAGUCCUGUGCUAGGGACAGUGUGCUCUACCAUAGAAAGGAUUGGAGUUGCUUACCUGAACCAGAGGCCAAGUGCUAGGGAUGAUGGCUCUUGGACUGUAUCAGCUAUCUUAUGGCCGGAAUUGGCAGCCGCGUUCGAGUCUGAUUCUAUUUUUCAGCCUAUGUCUGCAUCUCAUCUUCAACUUUGUUAGCAUAAAAAACUUCCUGAAUGUUAUUAUGGAUUGAACGGUAAUUAUAAAAAUAAAUAAAAAAAGA